Sphaerodactylus townsendi is the source of this 451-nucleotide messenger RNA. RefSeq names its product ankyrin repeat and SAM domain-containing protein 1A-like. Gene Ontology annotation, molecular function: protein binding. NCBI's taxonomy places the organism in Eukaryota, Metazoa, Chordata, Lepidosauria, Squamata, Sphaerodactylidae. The transcript has 4 exons. The record is from RefSeq and is a predicted model, not a curated record. The coding region runs from base 26 to 451 and encodes 141 amino acids.
CGGCGCGCGCGGGGGGGGGGGCGUGAUGUCAGCGCCCGCCCCUCCCCCUCCCCCUCCCCCGCUUCCUCGGUCGGGCAGCCUCGGCGGGAGCGCGGCGGGGCUCGGUGGACGCUCGGGCCGCCCGGGAGCGCCGCAUGCGGGGCAGGCAGAGCCGAGCAUGGCCGUCCUCAAGCUGGCCGAGCAGCCACUCCUGGUCCAAGCAAUUUUCAACGGGGAUCCGGAUGAGAUCCGGAUGUUAAUCUACAAAACAGAAGAUGUUAAUGCUUUGGAUACCGAGAAGCGGACCCCUCUCCACGUUGCAGCUUUCUUGGGGGAUGCAGAGAUCAUCGAGCUGCUCAUCUUGUCAGUACAUGGAAAAGCAAAGACCGUUAUGACCGUGGAAUUUUGGAGCAUUAAGAUCCCUGUGAGUGACACAAACCAAAGAAUGUCUUUAGGAUGUCUCCAGCUGUGA